This is a messenger RNA of Physella acuta, 2933 nucleotides long. RefSeq lists its product as uncharacterized. Lineage: Eukaryota; Metazoa; Mollusca; Gastropoda; Physidae. The record is from RefSeq and is a predicted model, not a curated record.
UCUUUACCAUCACUAAGGAAGCUUACAUUGGCGAAAAAAAAUAACAUCCGAGUAAGCUAAGCUUACCACGGCUAAAUUACCAUCGAUCUGCUAAAAACUUUAUAUUAGUAAACGCCCUGAAGCCUAAUAUAAAUUUAGAUACAAAGUUUAGCGUACACUCAUCUCAUUAAUUAUUUAAUAAUUAUGGCAACAAGGCAGGGCGGUGUACUGCCUGAGAUGACAGCAGCAACUUGUCAUAUGAUAUUGGACAUUCUUCAAUCAGGAAACUAUUAUGUAACUGAGGAGAUUGCCAGAGAAUUUACCGUGGCUAAGAAUGCACUUGAUCAUCUGUGCUUAGAUAAUACAUUCUUGACGUCAUCUCAGGAGUGGAAGAAACAACCAGGAAACUACACACAAAAUGAAACAGCACAGCAUCAUUCAGGUGCCUUGAAUGCAAUCAGUAAUCUUGGAGCUUACCUUUGUGAAUAUAAGCGUCUGCUUUCAAACCAAGCUGUUCUUGGAAAGCAAGAAAAUCAAGUGAGAGAACUACAUCAAUGGGCAAUAUCUUCUCUCAAAAGCGCAUUUCGGCAACUGGAACCAUACACAUUUGAUGCAGCCGAUCGCAUAAAACAGUUUGGUGACAGCAUAGGAGUUACUGAUAGAUACACUGGCUAUCGCAACAAUUUGACUCGAGGUAAUAGAGACCCAUUUCGAUUGAAAACAACAUGGAUGGAUCGAAAAGGAGAGCUUGGACUCAUGAACAAUCUAACAAGAUCUCAUACAACUUUGGGCGACCCUGUCCUGGAUCAGCGCGUGGUGAACAGAACACUUAGAGCAAUUGGGGAGCCCAGUUCUGAUUUCAGUGAGUACGGUGGGGUUCCACCAGCCAACAUGGGAGCCUUGAAGAAACAGAUACGGUUUGGGAGCAGCAAUCCGCCAAUGAGAGUGACAAGAGGGUAUAGAACCAUUGAUUCACUUUACCCCAAAACAUCAGCCCCACUAGAUGGUGGUUAUCCCCGUUACUCUUCUGUGAUGGAUGAAGUGAAAUCACUUAAUGCUUUUAAUGCAUGUGAACAGUAUAGUAAAAUAGAUAUGUGUGCUAACAAGAUUCCAUCUCCAAAACAACCUUAUGAGCUAAACAGUGUACAGGAACAGGCUGGUAUCAAUACAACCUACCCAGGCAAGACUGAGUACAUGCUGAGGUUCACCAAACCUGAUACUAACGCCGCCACUUCAGAUUUCAAAAUCAACCCCUGCCCAGACUUUUCCAUUUAUGGCCGUCCCAUUCAGUCCAAUGUAUUCUCACCAAGUAUUACUGAAUACCAGUGCCGCUAUGAGUGGCCAAAUUCAGACAAAAUUGUUAAACUACCUUGGCUAAAGUAUUAAGAUGUUAAUUCAGUGAACUAAAAACAAUUAAACACAGUGAUAUCUACAACAUGAAUUGUGAUAAUCAUAUUUUAUCUUUUAUUAUUUUUUCCCCUAAAAAGGCUGUGAGAUCAUGUAAACAAAAUUAUAAAUAAACUGUACUUUUUAAACUUGUUAUAAUAACUUAAACAUUUUCAAGCAAGGCAAUUUUAUUUAUAAUUUUAUAUAAAAAUGUGUAUGCAUAAAGUAAGUUUAUGUUUUUAUAUUAGUGAAUGUAAAUUUUGACUAACCCUUUUAAUAAUUUUUCUUUAUAAAUAAAAAAAUAAUAUCAGUUUUACUUUUAAAAAAUGAUUGUAUACACGGUUUUAGUUUAUUUUUUAGGUAUACAUUGUUCAUUAAAACUGAAAAAAUUAUUUAAAGGUAAAUUACACUGUUUUGAUUUUUUUUUAAAUUUAAAGACAUUUAUAUGGUUUUAUAUUAUGAAACAUUUUAAAAUCUACUUUGCUUGUGUAUAUCUAUACAUGUAUACAUCUACAAUUAACAUUUUUUGUAUUAUUUUAUCAUUUUAAUUUAAAAGAGCAGAUAGUCUUUUUCUAUUAAAAAUCAUUUUGUCAGAACUGUUUUUGUAUACAUACAAAAUAUGUUAAAGACUAGUGCUAUUGAAAUUAAUUUUUUUGCCUUAAAAGGGUGUUUAAAGAUCACAAGGUUUCAGACAAUAGGUAUUCUAGCUUUAAAAAUUGCUUCUAAGAUUGUAUUCACAGUGCUCUUUCAUUUAACUGAAAUCAGUAUCCAGGAUGUGGUUCUUAAAGCUGUAUGACGGUAGAUAUUGGGAACAAAAAUCAACUUUUAAACAUUUUUGUUAAAAAAAUAUAUUUUUGUAACAGAAAAUAUACAUCAUUCUUGCCAGAACAAAACUAUUUAUUGAAAAAUAAAGUACAUCUUUUUUUCCUGCUGUAAAUAUUUUGCUUGAAAAGUCUUGUGUUGCUAUUUACUGUUUUUUUGUUUGUUUAAAUGUUAUUACUUUUAAUAGUUUUGAAUACAUAUUACCAUUAUGAAGAACUAUAUUUACUAAUCCUGCUUGUAAUUACAAUGGUAGAAAAAGUAGCUAUGGGAAAUAAAAAUAUUAUUUAUUAACAAAAUUUUAUGUCAGCUCUGCAUUUAAAAUAAUAAUUUAUUUUUUUAAAAGUUCCAUACAAUUUUGCAUUAUUUACCUAUGCAGCAUUAUUGUAACAAGUUGAAGUAAAACAAAGUCAGAUUAAAAAAAUAAACUUAUUUACAAAGUUUUUUUCCAACAUUUUUUUUCAACACCUGGAAAUUUUUCUUGUGUAUAGUAAAAUAAUGAUGCCAAUAAGAAUUUCAAUUGAACAAUUUUUAAAUACGGAUAAGUAAAAUAUGAAAAUUAGAAAAUCAUUGCAAUAAAAUUAGGUUUAGUAAUUAUACUUACAAUUUUUUUUUUUAAAUCCUUACCUGGUUAGUUAUUUUAGUACUGCUAAAAUGUGGUUAAAAAUAAAUGUAUAGUUUGCUAUACCAUGUGUUGUUUGAUGUAGUGUGAAAUCUGCAGCAUUAAAGCAUACAACUUUUCUAUGUAA